Dermatophagoides farinae (American house dust mite) is the source of this 1125-nucleotide messenger RNA. RefSeq lists its product as uncharacterized. Lineage: Eukaryota; Metazoa; Arthropoda; Arachnida; Sarcoptiformes; Pyroglyphidae. The record is from RefSeq and is a predicted model, not a curated record. Gene Ontology annotation, molecular function: chitin binding. Gene Ontology annotation, cellular component: extracellular region.
UCUAAAAAUAAAUUCAUGAUGAACUAGAAGAAAAAAAGAAACAAAAAAAAAUUAAUCUUUAUGUCAGGUGCAUAAUGAACUAGCAGGUUUCUCUUUUAUCAUUAUCGUACCAAAUAGAUUUUUAUUCGAAAUGUUCCACGUUGAAAUAUAUCAUGGUCGAUUCGGCGACCACUGUCAUUUUUCUAUUUCAUUCAUUCCAUUCCAAUAUCUUCGAAAAGUAGAACGUUUCAAUACAAUUUUGUUAUAAUCAAGAUUUAAACUUAUCUAGCCAUGUAUUUUACAUCAUCAUUUAGACCCUACCUGUUUAUUGUCACAUCGGUUUUGUCACAGAUUUAUCUAUCGUUUGGCCAAACACAACAACAUUGUCCAGGAUAUCGACCUGAAGAAGUUUCUUAUCCAACACCAUACAUAACACCACAAGAUCGAUCAUCACGUUGUAAAGCAUUAUUUUCUCGAUUCAAUAGUACAGGAACGGCAAAUUUAAGUUUUAUCGGCCAAAAUACCUAUCAUAAUCCAUGCAAAAUUGAAUGUGGCUUGUGCGUUGAUGAAGAGUUGCCUGAGGAAAAAGAAGAGACAAAUGUUAUACGUUCAUAUCCACCACAUAUUUCAUUGAAAGAUUCUAUUGUACAAUGUCAUGAUGAAGUAGAAAUUUUCGAACAAUUCAUGGAAUCCGGAACUAGAUGUGGUCCAUUUCAUUAUUGUGAACACAAUUGUUGCAAAGCUAAGCCAGAAUUGUUUCCCAAUUCUAAACGAGCCAAACAACGAAUUCAAUCAACCGAUAUAAACAGGUUUUCACAGGAAAUGCCACCAGAAUGGACAAAACCAUUGAUUUGUGAUGAUGAAGGCUAUUUUCGAAAUCCAAACGAUUGUCAUAAAUUCUAUCGUUGCCAUAAAACUGGAACAAGAGGUGGAUUUUCACGCACACUUUUCGAAUGUAAUCCAUCGACAUUGAUUUUUGAUGAACAAUACAAAGUUUGUGUUCCAGUAGAAGAAAAUAUCAACGAAAAUGUUUGUGAUCAAUUGGAUGCUGAUGUUGAUUACUAAAAGUGGAAAGGCAAAUAAACAUCUUUGAUCUUGUGCCAAAAGCGCAUAUUUUUUUUCUACAACAUUUAUCGAAUCAAAAAU